Salvelinus namaycush (lake trout) is the source of this 2412-nucleotide messenger RNA. Its product is annotated as proline-rich extensin-like protein EPR1. The transcript is spliced from 7 exons. NCBI's taxonomy places the organism in Eukaryota, Metazoa, Chordata, Actinopteri, Salmoniformes, Salmonidae. The record is from RefSeq and is a predicted model, not a curated record. Bases 1 to 2412 code for a protein of 803 amino acids.
AUGUUAUGUGGAUACAACCUAAAAAACACAGUCCCCUACAGGCCCCUACAGUCCCCUAUAGUCCCCUACAGUCCCCCACAGUCCCCUAUAGUCCCCUACAGGCCCCCACAGUCCCCUAUAGUCCCCUACAGGCCCCCACAGUCCCCUGCAGGCCCCCACAGUCCCCUGCAGGCCCCCACAGUCCCCUAUAGUCCCCUACAGGCCCCCACAGUCCCCUAUAGUCCCCUGCAGGCCCCCACAGUCCCCUAUAGUCCCCUACAGGCCCCCACAGUCCCCUGCAGAACCCACAGCCCCCACAGUCCCUCACAGUCCCCCACAGUCCCCUAUAGUCCCCUACAGGCCCCUACAGUCCCCUAUAGUCCCCUACAGGCCCCCACCGUCCCCUAUAGUCCCCUACAGGCCCCUACAGUCCCCUGCAGGCCCCCACAGUCCCCUAUAGUCCCCUACAGGCCCCCACAGUCCCCUAUAGUCCCCUACAGGCCCCCACAGUCCCCUGCAGGCCCCCACAGUCCCCUGCAGGCCCCCACAUCCCCCACAGUCCCCUGCAGGCCCCCACAGGCCCCCACAGUCCCCUGCAGGCCCCCACAGUCCCCUGCAGAACCCACAGUCCCCUAUAGUCCCCUACAGGCCCCCACAGUCCCCUGCAGGCCCCCACAGUCCCCUAUAGUCCCCUAUAGUCCCCCACAGUCCCCUACAGUCCCCUACAGUCCCUUGCAGGCCCCCACAGUCCCCUAUAGUCCCCUACAGGCCCCCACAGUCCCCUAUAGUCCCCUACAGGCCCCCACAGUCCCCUGCAGGCCCCCACAGUCCCCUAUAGUCCCCUGCAGGCCCCCACAGUCCCCUAUAGUCCCCUACAGGCCCCCACAGUCCCCUGCAGGCCCCCACAGUCCCCUGCAGGCCCCCACAGUCCCCUAUUGCCCCCACAGUCCCCUGCAGGCCCCCACAGUCCCCUGCAGGCCCCCACAGUCCCUUAUUGUCCCCUAUAGUCCCCCACAGUCCCCUAUAGUCCCCCACAGUCCCCUGCAGGCCCCCACAGUCCCCUAUAGUCCCCCACAGUCCCCUACAGUCCCCUGCAGGCCCCCACAGUCCCCUACAGUCCCCUAUAGUCCCCCAAAGUCCCCUACAGUCCCCUGCAGGCCCCCACAGUCCCCUACAGUCCCCUAUAGUCCCCCACAGUCCCCUACAGUCCCCUACAGUCCCCUGCAGGCCCCCACAGUCCCCUACAGUCCCCUGCAGGCUCCCACAGUCCCCUACAGUCCCCUGCAGGCCCCCACAGUCUCCUACAGUCCCCUACAGGCCCCUACAGGCCCCUACCGUCCCCUACAGGCCCCUGCAGGCCCCCACAGUCCCCUGCAGGCCCCCACAGUCCCCUACAGUCCCCUGCAGGCCCCCACAGUCCCCUAUAUCCCCUACAGUCCCCUGCAGGCCCCCACAGUCCCCUAUAGUCCCCCACAGUCCCCUACAGUCCCCUGCAGGCCCCCACAGUCCCCUACAGUCCCCUACAGGCCCCUACAGUCCCCUACAGUCCCCUACAGUCCCCUGCAGGCCCCCACAGUCCCCUACAGUCCCCUGCAGGCCCCCACAGUCCCCUACAGUCCCCUGCAGGCCCCCACAGUCCCCUACAGGCCCCCACAGUCCCCUACAGUCCCCUACAGGCCCCUACAGUCCCCUACAGGCCCCCACAGUCCCCUGCAGGCCCCCACAGUCCCCUGCAGGCCCCCACAGUCCCCUGCAGGCCCCCACAGUCCCCUACAGGCCCCCACAGUCCCCUGCAGGCCCCCACAGUCCCCUAUAGUCCCCUAUAGUCCCCCACAGUCCCCUGCAGGCCCCCACAUCCCCCACAGUCCCCUGCAGGCCCCCACAGUCCCCUACAGUCCCCCACAGUCCCCUGCAUGCCCCCACAGUCCCCUACAGUCCCCUAUAGUCCCCCACAGUCCCCUACAGUCCCCUACAGUCCCCUGCAGGCCCCCACAGUCCCCUACAGUCCCCUAUAGUCCCCCACAGUCCCCUACAGUCCCCUACAGUCCCCUGCAGGCCCCCACAGUCCCCUACAGUCCCCUGCAGGCCCCCACAGUCCCCUACAGUCCCCUGCAGGCCCCCACAGUCCCCUACAGUCCCCUACAGGCCCCUACAGUCCCCUACAGGCCCCUGCAGGCCCCCACAGUCCCCUGCAGGCCCCCACAGUCCCCUACAGUCCCCUGCAGGCCCCCACAGUCCCCUACAGUCCCCUGCAGGCCCCCACAGUCCCCUACUGUCCCCUACAUGCCCCCGCAGGCCCCCACAGUCCCCUACAGGCCCCCGCAGGCCACCACAGUCCCCUACAGGCGCCAUACAGAGGUGUGGAUCAGUGUCAGGGUGUCUCAGAGGAAGGCUUCUGUUCCACAACAGGCCCAACGCACCAGUGUGGCGUGA